AUUUGUUUAAAAAAAUAAACAUAAAAAAAUAAUCAGCAAUACUAAUUUUAUUUCAUAAGUGUUUUUGGACAGCAAAAGUUUUCACUUAAAAUCCGUCAAUAAAUAAUAUUAUAAAUAAAACAAUAGAUAUAUACAUAUGUAUAUAUUACAUAUAAUAUUUUUUCAGCGGUAAUGCUAAUAAAUAUCAGAUAAAAUAUUUAAAUAUAAAUAUACAAUACAGUGAAGCCCGAACUUAUACUUUAUAUACGUUGGCCUAGUGCUCCAAAUAAAUAAACAGAAUACGCGGACGGUUCAACUUGUGUUAAAGAUGACAGUGCAGUUUUAAAAGUUAUUAUUUAGAACCGCAAAAACUAAAAAAAAAAUAUUUUUCAAAAAAAAAAUUUUGUUCAGCAUAAAGCUAGUGCGCCCACUUGCUAUAGUCAAUAACAAUACAAGUUAAGAGAAGUUAAUUACCGAGGUGCAACAUUACAACCGCCAAAAUUCUUACCACUUGCAAUAUGAAUUCCUACUUUGAACAAGCUUCGGCGGGCUUCUACGGCCACCCGCAUCAAACAAGCGGCAUGUCAAUGGGCACUGGUGGUCACCACGAUCAGACAGCGACAGCGGCUGCAGCGGCCUACCGAGGAUUCCCGCUUUCUUUGGGCAUGUCACCCUAUGCCAAUCACCACUUACAACGCACCACACAGGACUCGCCCUACGAUGCAAGUAUAACAGCAGCUUGUAAUAAAAUUUACAGUGACGGUCCAUACAAACAAGAUUGUCUGAAUAUCAAGGCAGAUUCUGUGGUCAAUGGCUACAAAGAUAUUUGGAAUACCAGCGCGAAUGGCACGGGCGGCGGUGGUGGUUCCGGUGGUGGUGGUGGAUCUGGAGGCGGUUCGAAUGGAUCAAACACUAAUGGACAGAACAAUCCCACGGGUGGCAUGCCAGUGCGACCAUCAGCAUGUACCCCCGACUCGCGUGUUGGUGGGUACUUGGACACUUCUGGUGGUAGUCCCGUAAGCCAUCGGGGUGGUAGUGGUGGCGGGAGUGGCGGAGCUGGUGGUGGAGUCGUUGGUGGUGGUGUUCAAGGUGGUGGCGGUGGAGUCGGAGGCGUUGGUGGUGUUGGUGUUGGCGGUGGAGUGUCCGGCGUUGGCGGUGCAGGUACCGCCUGGAAUGCGAAUUGCACAAUAUCGGGCGCUGCAGCGGCUCAGAGUGCUAGCAGCUUGCAUCAAGCCACCAAUCACACAUUCUAUCCAUGGAUGGCUAUAGCAGGUAAGAUAAGAUCAGAUUUAACACAAUAUGGCGGAAUUUCAACUGAAAUGGGUAAGAGAUACUCAGAAUCUCUUGCGGGCUCGCUUCUUCCAGAUUGGCUAGGAACAAAUGGCCUCCGAAGACGUGGUCGGCAAACGUAUACCCGCUAUCAGACGCUCGAAUUAGAAAAAGAAUUCCAUACGAAUCAUUAUCUGACCCGCCGACGAAGAAUCGAAAUGGCGCAUGCUCUCUGCCUCACCGAACGACAGAUAAAAAUCUGGUUCCAAAAUCGGCGAAUGAAGUUGAAAAAGGAAAUUCAGGCGAUCAAAGAGCUUAACGAGCAAGAGAAGCAAGCACAAGCGCAAAAGGCCGCAGCACAAGCGGCGGCAGCAGCGGCGGCGCAGGCGCAACAUAUAGGCGAUCAAAACUAG
Ceratitis capitata (Mediterranean fruit fly) is the source of this 1661-nucleotide messenger RNA. RefSeq names its product homeotic protein ultrabithorax. NCBI's taxonomy places the organism in Eukaryota, Metazoa, Arthropoda, Insecta, Diptera, Tephritidae. The record is from RefSeq and is a predicted model, not a curated record. Gene Ontology annotation, molecular function: RNA polymerase II cis-regulatory region sequence-specific DNA binding; DNA-binding transcription factor activity, RNA polymerase II-specific. Bases 498 to 1661 code for a protein of 387 amino acids. The transcript has 4 exons. Gene Ontology annotation, biological process: negative regulation of transcription by RNA polymerase II; anterior/posterior pattern specification. Gene Ontology annotation, cellular component: nucleus.